Molecule: messenger RNA, 2127 nt
Organism: Drosophila persimilis
Lineage: Eukaryota; Metazoa; Arthropoda; Insecta; Diptera; Drosophilidae
Product: nose resistant to fluoxetine protein 6
Exons: 9
Coding region: 5-2110 (701 amino acids)
Molecular function (GO): acyltransferase activity, transferring groups other than amino-acyl groups
Source: RefSeq, a predicted model, not a curated record
UACCAUGGUGAACGUAUUAGCCGUAUUUGUCUGCGGACUGGUACUUGUCAGUGCCGCACAACUGAAAGACGGAGAUGUCCUGCAAGACUAUCAGCGGCUGACGGGGCUCCGCUCACUGGGAGUCGAGUUUGCCGAACACUUUCGAAAUGCAUCGCUCACGGACUUGGAUCUAUUCCAGUCCCGAAUACCCAGUCAGGACGAUCUGUUGUGUAUCGCGGACAUGACGGAGUUCAUGCUGGCGCUCACUUCUGGAAAAUUAUGGGCCCUGAGGAUGAUCGAUGCUUGGGGCUCCAUUCCGUCGGGACUGCUGUAUGGCAACAUCGUCCAUCUUGGAAAUUUCGAUGAGUGCAUCAAGAUCAGCAACGAGAUCACCAGUAGUCACAGCAUAAAUGGAAAGUACUGUUUCCUCAAGCUAUCCAUUGGUUCUCUGCCUCAAAAUGUUGCGUUACUAACCAACUCAUUGAAGAUCGCAUCAUGCUUUCCGGCUUCGUGCUCUGCGGCAAUCAUGGAUUUGUUUCUAGAACAAUUAGUGCAGAAACUGUUUAACUCGGGCAGCUUAAGUAUGAACAUUAACGAAGCUUCUUGCCAGACAAGUGAAUCGAAACCUUUGGAUGGAAUGACCAUUUUCACAGUUGUACUUCUUGGCUUGAUGGGUACUAUCGUGGCUCUAUGCACGCUCUACGACUACUUUCUGUGCCAUGAUCAGAGUAGUGUCCCUGCGAUUGUGAAGAUUUUCUCGGCACGGUCAAGUUCCCGUGCCAUCUUCCGCAUUGUCGACAGCAAAUCGAAUCCGAACGUGAUCAGUUGUCUUGAUGGAAUCCGCUGCAUGUCCCUGUUCUGGGUUGUUUUUGGCCAUGAAUACAUUUUUUCGCUACUUUCUCCGAAUAUAAAUACUCUCAAUAUGCUUUCGUGGGUCGAGCAACCAUUUUCCAGCCUUAUUAUGCACGGUGUUUUCUCUGUGGACUCCUUUUUCUUCGUUGGCGGCCUGCUAGUGGCGGUGAUCGCGCUACGCUCCAUGGAGAAAUCCAAUGGUAGUCUGAAUGCUCCGUUGAUGUAUCUCCAUCGGCUCAUACGCAUCGUUCCCGUGCUGGCAGUGGCUAUUCUAGUCUAUAUGAAGUUCAUGCCCGUGGUAUCAGGCGGGCCGCUCUUCGCCGGUGGAUACACUGGUAGUGCCGCAUGUGAGAGCGGGUGGUUUUGGACACUGCUCUUCGUGCAGAACUAUGCCACAUCGAAUAUUUGCCUGGCCCAUUCCUGGUACUUGGCAGUGGAUAUGCAACUAUACCUAAUCUCUCCGCUUCUGCUGAUUGCUCUGUACAAGUGGGGCAAGAAGGCAGCCGCUGGCAUUGUGGUGCUUGUGCUCCUGGUUUCGUCUUGCCUCUUUGCCACGAUGAUGAUCAAGAAAUACUCGCUGGUUCUGACGAAUCUUUCCGCUGAUACUAGUGCUAAUAAAAAGCUAUACUUCGCCACGCACCGGCACGCCGCUCCUUGGCUGAUUGGAUUUCUCUUCGGAUAUUUUCUCCACCUAAAUCGGGGGAAGAAGUUCCAGCUAGGCCGGAUUGCCGUAUGGUCAGGAUGGGUUCUUAGUCUGGCCAUGCUCUUCACCUCGAUGUUUGCCCUGUACCCUGCGACCCAAUGGAGUGCUCCACCCCUUUCUACCCUCAAGGAGGCUCUGUACUACACGCUUACUCGGGUGGGCUGGCCCCUAGCCCUGUGUUGGAUCGUCUUUGCCUGCAUGCAGGGCCAUGGCGGUCUGGCCAACAGUUUCCUAUCCUCGCCACUGUGGCAGCCUCUCUCGAGACUCUCCUAUUCCGUGUACAUCUGGCACAUGUUCAUGCUGGAAGUAAACAGCAAAAACACAAGGACCAGCACGUACUUCUCCGACUACACUGUGAUGCUUAAGUUUUGGUCCGAUUUCGGAUUCACGGUUUUGAUGGCGUAUGUAUUUUAUCUUAUCAUUGAGGCACCUUUUGGUGGACUCGACAGUCUUCUACGACCCAAAGUGAAGUCAAAAGCGGAACCUCCUGCUUCCCAGCUUCCCAGCUUAGAGACGAGAAAAACAGAGGACCCUAAAAAGACGAAUACACAAAGUGAAAGCUCUGCCGAUGAUUAGAUUAUAUUAUUCUUAGA